Messenger RNA from Acaulospora colombiana, 1185 nucleotides. The record is from the annotation of a GenBank genome assembly. NCBI's taxonomy places the organism in Eukaryota, Fungi, Glomeromycota, Glomeromycetes, Diversisporales, Acaulosporaceae.
AUGCAAUUCGCCCCAGAGGAGUCAAAGUCAGGUUGGCUAACGAAACUCGGUGGCAACGCUCUGAGAAAGACUUGGAAACGUCGUUGGUUCGAGUUGAGAGGUAACCUACUACGCUAUUAUAGACAACAGUCCGACAAAGAACCUUCCGGUGUCAUCAACCUCGCCUCUUACAAUUCAAUAUGCCAGGACUCUUCGGCGACGAAGAAGUCACCGAACUGCAUACGAAUCGAAAAGGUCGCACGCGAAUCGGAUUCCAUUCGCUCAACCGCAAGUUAUCGUGAAUCCUCGUUGAAGAAACAACCCGCGUUUCUGGCAUUCGCCGACACCGAGGCAGAAAUGCAAGAGUGGAUAAUCGCGCUGGAGAAACAUCUGGGUGGAAGGAAUAUCGCCGACAUCGUUCUCGACAGGUUAGACCUGAGUGGAAACAUUGGGGUGCAUCGUAGACAAGCUAGCUACGGUUCAUUGAGCUCUUUCUAUUCAAAGAAUAGUAACGUCUGUUCAACGUCAGAUUCUGCCCUGUCUUCAAGACGACCGUCGUUAGAUUCACUCAGCUUGGGGACACCUUCCUUGGAUUCAAGGAAAAGUUCGAUCGACUCAUUUCACUGCAACCCCACACCACCAAAUGGUGGCAACAACGGUGGCAUCAUUGCAACGCGCAACUUCUCCCAGCCGCCGUCUCGUCCCGAGACGCCGUCAAAUUUGGUGGCACUGUUCGGACUGGGUCAACCAAUCUUGCGUAAGCCAGCCUCCUCAUCGGUUUUGCACGACCGACGGGGGAAUGCCGAUGAUGUUGACGGAAACGUCGCCCAGCCAACUUCACAACAACAAGGUCACGUUCGCAAAUUAUCGCUGAACAUUAGCAAGGAUCGGUCGGCGGCCCCACUGAUCAUGGUGAACGGAGAGAAUUCAAGAUUCUCCGCAUCACCUGACGCCGUUCACUUUCCCACUCACAAUGGAAUCAGAACGUCGACCAGCAGUGGAAGCAUGCAUAGCGCGUUCAACAAUUCGCACAGUCCCUUCAACAGCUCAUUCACGAGUAGCGCGUUGAAUGGUACCAAAAAGAAGGAUAGUAAUAAUAGCAUUAGCAUCAGUAGUAGCGCCUCAUCGACUCCGUUGAUGAACGCGGUGACACCCAAGUCGCCCGUGACACCUUUGGCCAAUGUCUUCCCGAGUCACCUGUCUUAA